CGGCCACCGACGACCCAACGUGACUGCAACGCCGUGCAGCUCAUGCAGGCACCUUGGGCAGUCGUUCUUUCCUGUCGCCGGAGCGGGUAGCUGCACUAGAAUCGCCCGCCAUGGACAGCAAUCCACGCGCCUCACCAACCCCGCCCACCAAGGCAGAGGCCAUGGCGUCGACCUCACGAGCAUCGCGCGGCAGCACCCCUACGGCGAGCCGCUCGGCGUCGCGGCUGGUCAGGGAGUCGAGCGCAGGCCGGCCGGCGCGGGCGGCGAGCAGCAACAGCCUCAAGCAGAAGACGGCGGCCAAGGGCGACGAGCCGCCGCGGCCGAGCAAAGCAGACGAGCAGCUGAAGUCGCUGAGAGGCGAGUUCGAAGGGCUGCGCGCCCAUCUCACGUGCAAGAUCUGCGACCGUCUGCUGUACCAGCCAUACACGAUAGCAUGCGGCCACACGUACUGCUACACGUGCCUCUGCACGUGGUUCCUUAACUGCCGCUCGAACAAGGCCAAGUGCUCGUGUCCUGACUGCCGCGUCGAUGUCAAGCACAUGCCGGCCCCCGCCUACGUCAUCCGGGACAUGGCCGCCGUCUUCAUCGCCCGCGCCGAACUCGUGCCGCCUGGCGAGACGCUCGAAGAACACAAGAAAUGGCAGCAAGACGACGCUGAUGCGGUCCAGAGAGACCGCGAGAACGCCGACCCCCGCAACGGCGGCCUGUUCAAGGGCCUGUUCAACGCGCCUGCCCACCCACCCCGCCCGUCCCUCCACAUCGUCCGCGACCAAGAGGACGGCGUCGACCGCUGUCCAAUAUGCACGUGGGAGCUCGAGGACGGCGGCUGCACGCAGUGCGGCUUGGUCUUUGACGAGACAGGCGAAGUCUCCUGGGACAACAGCUUCACAGGCUUCAGUGACAUGGACGAGAUGUCAGAGCAGGACGCCGACGACCUCGAGGCCGCCAUGGGCUACGACGAAGAAGGCGAGUUCGAGGGCUCUGGCGACCCAAUGAACGGCUGGCAAGACUACCUGGGCGAUCCAGGCGCCGACUUCGUCAUGCGCCGUUUCCUCCAACACGGCAACGCUGGACCCCGCCGGCACAUGUCUCACAGCGAAGCCGGCAGCAGGCGCUCGUACUCUCAGAGCAUCGUCUCGGAUAUCUACGGCGACGAGAUGGACACGGUCGAAGAAGAAGACGAAGAAGACGAAGAAGAAGACUCCGAGAUGAAUGACUUCAUCGACGAUGCAGCUCAAGAGCACUCGGCUUCUGCCAGUGGCGCUUCUUCAACGCCUGGCCAGACGCCACAACCUGCAGCAGCCCCAGCAAACCGGCCUCAAGUACGCGCUAGAGCACGACCUGUCGUCGAAGAAUCUGAGACCGGCUCUAUGAUAUCGGGCAUGGUCGAAGAGGAAGAAGAGGACGACGACGACGACGAUACGGAAGAAGACGUUGGCCCCGUGCGUCGUAGGCAAAGACCACAAGCUCCUCGACCACGAGUGCAAACCCACGUGCUCAACAGAGCCAACGGCACUCGGUCCCGGUUUGCUCGCGUGGUAGCGUCGUCCCCGUCAGCCUCUGAAGAAGCCUCAACCGACGAGCUCGACGAAGCUGAACAAGCACUAUUGGAAGAAGAAGGCUGGAUGCGUCAGACGGACGAUGACGACAUGGAUGAAGAAGAAGAUGGGGACAGCGAUGGAGCAGCUACGACCGUUGGGUGGGAACCGCUUGCGAAUUCAAAUGACAGAAGCCGAAUGGGCGGGUCUCUAACACCUACUACAGAUCGUCCUCGGCCUAGUGCCCCCAUACGUCCCCCCUCGCGCGUAGGAAAUCUUCGAGCAGUCGACGCCUCCCGUGGCCUUCGGAGACGAUCUUCUGUGCUAUCAAGCGCGAAUCCACACUACGAAGAUGGCGAAGCAGACGACGACGACUCUGAGCAAGACGGCGAUGUCAGCAUGGCAAUGAACUCUCUUCGCAGUCGCCGAUCUCAACUGUUGAUGCGGAAUGGACCAGCCUUGCAGAACGCUCCCACUGUGUUCCCUCGGGGAGCUGCUGCCACCAACGAAGCAGACACUGAUGACAACUCGGAUAACUCACAAGCCGGCCUGGGGCGUCGCGCGCCGCGCACUCAGCGCCGCGAGUACGAUCCCCGUAUCAGCUGGAUGUUUGCUGCCCACCAAGCCGCACUGCAACAACACUCGAUGGGCGGCGACUUGAUAGAUCUUGGGACCCGCUCUAUCACACCCCUCAACCGGGCGCCGUCUUCCAACCGUAAUCGCCAAAGUCCCGCGCCAGCCUCCUUCUCGCCGUUCAUGCCUCCCGCGCGGAUGCGCACUCCAUUGAUGGACAACAACAACACGUUCGGCCUGCGUGUCUUGCCGUCUCCCAAUAGACGGACCGCAAUGUCUCCAGCGUUGCCCACGAGCAAUGUUAUGGAGAACGCGUUCCGUCACGAUCGUACACUUUCUGUGAGCUCAGCGAGCACCGACUCUGUCAUCAUGACACCCAGCACCUCGACAUCCAAUUCGCAAUACUCCGUUGAUCAGACAGCUCGUACGCACACUGCUGCAGCCAUGGACAUGAUCGAUCGCCCUCAGAGCCGCGUCGGUCCUCGUCCCCCGUCUGCAGCUAGCAAUCGUAGGAGCUCCGGUAACUUUUCGCCAUUGUACCAGAACCUUCCGUCUCCUAAUAUGAACGUGCAUGCUCCUGCCUCUGCGGUACCUGCUCGCCCUGCCAAUCCAUGGGCUGCUUAUGUCCACACCAUCAGAGCCCGCAACUCCCGUUUGGGUCUCCGAGAACAAUCAUCAACGGCAACAUUGAGACCAACGAGCUCACGUGCGAACAUUCAUGAAGCUGCGACCGCUGCUCCGGUCAUGCCCCCCAUGAGAUCGCAGGCAUCACGAAUUGGGCUGCGGUCGCAGCCGUCAGUGCGCCGACUCAACUCACAGCCAUCCGUCAGGGGCUUGCGGACGACUCCUUCGCCGGGACCCAGCCCUUCAAUGGCGCGGAUUCCGCCAGGAUUGACACCAGACGACGUGAGUGCUCGUGCUCGAGAGCUUCGCAACACCAGAGAACAGGCUCUUGGUCUCUCCAAUACUGUCCCAGCGCGCACCAAUCCAUUUGCUCGCCGUCAAAGCAAUGCUGGCAACAACCCUGCUGUCACGCCAGGACCAGGUGUUCCCCAGCACGUGCGGAGUAACUCGAACGAAUCCGCAGGCUCAGUAAACUCAGCUGGUACUGCUCACAGUGGCUCUGGCCCGUCACUAGGUCGGCGCAGAAGUAACCGCAACAUGAUGAAUGCGCCACCGUCGGGCGUCUUACCUCCAUCACAAGCCUUCACAUCCCCAGUUACGGCGUACACUACCGGCUCGUACCGCGCGCGACAGGGCAACAACAUCGGCCCACUGGCAGCCUUCGAGCAACCAGUGCAAAACAACAACAGGACAGUCAGUCCUGUAGUGACUGGUCAACUCAUAUGAUUAGUGCCAUCGUACAAUGGAGCUUGAGAAUUCGCUCAUUUCUUUCUUUAGUAUCUUGAUAGGGUCUGGUGCAUGGAUAGGUGCUUUGGGAUGAGACAUCACUUUAUGAGGAUACGAUUACGACUCUGUCUUUCAGCGGCAUUAAAACGGUUUUCUUGGUUCCUUGUGCAUUGUUCGGCGUCAAUACCCUGCACUAUACCACACUCUUGAGCGGGUUCAUGUAAGAAAGAUACACGGCUAUCGUGCAAUACAAUCCUUUUGCGUCA
Molecule: messenger RNA, 3727 nt
Organism: Didymella exigua CBS 183.55
Lineage: Eukaryota; Fungi; Ascomycota; Dothideomycetes; Pleosporales; Didymellaceae
Exons: 4
Coding region: 111-3461 (1116 amino acids)
Biological process (GO): proteasome-mediated ubiquitin-dependent protein catabolic process
Cellular component (GO): nucleus
Molecular function (GO): ubiquitin protein ligase activity
Source: RefSeq, a predicted model, not a curated record